Messenger RNA from Aspergillus viridinutans, 639 nucleotides. RefSeq lists its product as uncharacterized. The record is from RefSeq and is a predicted model, not a curated record. The transcript has a single exon. NCBI's taxonomy places the organism in Eukaryota, Fungi, Ascomycota, Eurotiomycetes, Eurotiales, Aspergillaceae. The coding region runs from base 1 to 639 and encodes 212 amino acids.
AUGGAGUUCUUCUUCAUCCCAGGUACCUGCGCCCUGGCGGUCCACAUUGCCUGUCAUGAAGCAGGCAUACAUCUACAGCUCCGGCAGCUCGAACGUACUCCAACAGGUCUGCAGGUGAAACUCGGAGACGGCAAGCCUCGCGAUUACAUGUCUCUCAACCCGAAAGGCAAAGUGCCGGCGAUCCGGUUUCACGAUGGAGGGAUCUUGACCGAAAAUCAGGCGAUCUUGCAAUACAUCGCUUGGGAGCUCACUCCCAAAGAGAAGAUGCUCAUACCACAAACCGGUCCUGCCCGGUGGAGAGCUGUUGAACUGUUAAACUUUAUUACGACAGACCUUCAUAAGGGCUUCUCGCCACUUUUGAACCGCGACAUUUCAGCAAAGCAUAGAGAGGCGGUCAUUCGGGAUCUAGGAAAGGCCUUUACGGUCUUGCAAGACAUUCUUGGAGACAAGCCAUUUUUAUUGGGCGAAGAGUUUAGUGUGGCGGACUGUUAUGCUUGGACAGUUCUGACAUGGACGAGAUUCUUCGAUGAUAUCGAUCUGGCAAAAUGGCCGCGUCUCGUCAAAUAUCGCCAAAGGAUUCUGCACAGGCCUAGUGUUCAGAAGGCCCUGGAGGAAGAAGGAUUGAAGUUGGAGCUCUGA